GUAAAAUAUAGAUUUUCUUUUUUACUAAAGAGGGCGAAGGGAUCGAGAAACGUGUGAAGCAAGUAAAGUAUGUGGGAAGGAAAAACCAUAGAAGCUACACGGUGUUCUCCGUGUUAUCGUCACAGACGGUCACAGAUAAGCUGUCAAUAGGGUCAAUAGUGAUCAUACAAGUUACAAGACAACGUUGGUGGCAUGGCUUCCAUACGGAAAUUUAUAGACAUUGGAGCGAAUCUGACGGAUGCUAUGUACAAAGGAAUUUAUCAUGGGUCAAAGAAACACGAAAAUGAUUUAGAAGCUGUACUUGAAAGAGCAUGGAAAAUUGGAAUGCAGAAAAUAAUCAUCACAGGAGGAAGUCUGGAAGAAAGCAGGGAGGCACUUCAACUUGCAAAUACCCAUGAAAAACUGUACACUACAGUGGGCUGUCAUCCAACCAGAUGUAGUGAGUUCGAGAAGUCUGGAGACCCAGCGUUGUACCUUCAGGCUCUCCAAGAUCUCAUACAGAGGGGCCAACAUAAAGUGGUAGCACUUGGAGAAUGUGGACUGGAUUAUGAUCGGCUGCAGUUCUGCCCCAGAGAAACACAGAUAAAGUAUUUUGAAUAUCAGCUGACAUUGUGUGAGGCUGUGAAAAUACCCGUAUUCCUGCACUGCCGCAAUGCUGUCUCAGAUCUGGUUAACAUUCUGUCCAAAAAUAGAGAUCGACUGAAUGGAGGGGUGGUGCAUUCUUUUGAUGGUUCUGAACAAGAUAUGAAAUCCCUACUUGAAUUAGGUUACUACAUUGGCAUCAAUGGUUGCUCACUUAAAACUGCUGAUAACCUUGAAGUUGUUGCAAAGAUUCCAAAUGACUGUCUAAUUCUCGAGACAGACUGCCCUUGGUGUGAAGUGCGUCCCACACAUGCUGGUGCCAAAUUAAUUAAAACAACAUUUCCAACUGUCAAGAAAGAAAAGUGGCAAGCAGGAAGCAUGGUAAAGGGGAGGAAUGAACCAGCAAAUAUAGUACAUAUCUUGGAGAUAGUGGCAGGUGUGAAAGAAGAAGAUAUGGAAGAAUUAUGCAAUACAGUAUACCAAAAUACAACAGAAUUAUUUUUCUCCAGAUGAAUGUCGCUAAGAUUUUGUCCGUUGCUGUAGAAUCUGGAGUUACUUCUGCAUUCAGGCAUGUGCUUCAUUGCGGCUAAAUGGUACCAUAAAAGAAGCUUCCCCAUGCAUGGCAUGACAGUGUAACGAGGCCUUCCACUGGAUCCACUUACUGUUGUGCGGCCAGAAUAUUUCUGUGGUACCACUAUAACAAAUUUGAUUCUUUUUCUUUUGUAACUGACCAUUAUAGUGCUGUUAUUGGCAUGCCUUUUGAAGUCAAUACCAGACAGCAUCCUGCAAAACCUCA
Cryptotermes secundus is the source of this 1378-nucleotide messenger RNA. RefSeq names its product putative deoxyribonuclease TATDN1. NCBI's taxonomy places the organism in Eukaryota, Metazoa, Arthropoda, Insecta, Blattodea, Kalotermitidae. The record is from RefSeq and is a predicted model, not a curated record. Gene Ontology annotation, molecular function: 3'-5'-DNA exonuclease activity. The transcript is spliced from 7 exons. Bases 193 to 1095 code for a protein of 300 amino acids. Gene Ontology annotation, cellular component: cytosol.